Messenger RNA from Anopheles merus, 472 nucleotides. RefSeq lists its product as uncharacterized. Lineage: Eukaryota; Metazoa; Arthropoda; Insecta; Diptera; Culicidae. Bases 105 to 464 code for a protein of 119 amino acids. The transcript has 2 exons. The record is from RefSeq and is a predicted model, not a curated record.
UUGAAAAGCUAUUGUGCUUUGGCGUCAUAUCGUUGCAUCAUAAAUCGGCUGUUUAAUCAUCAUUGUUAGAACCCGGCAUAAUUGCUCUGCAACAACCUGCUAACAUGGAUCGUCAAAGCACCGCCGAAUCCGUUGUCUCCUGUUGCGCGGCUGCUGGAGGACAAUGCAAUUGCGCAGAGAUAGCCCUGGAAAACAGCAAGGAUUUACAUACAUUAAAGAACAUAAUUACUGACGUCAUAAUACAAAAUGAGACGAUAAUCAAGUGGCAACAACAACACCAACCAAAUGUACCUCAGCAAGAAACACCCCAACAACAACAAGUACCGGAAGCCAACGAGGAAAUUAUCCCCUUGAUAGCUACUAAGAAAGAGUUGGAUGAUCUGCAGCAGAAUUUGUUGGAAGUCAUGCCGAAGAACCCUGUUCCUAUAAACCCUGUUCCUCUGAACGGUGUUUCCACGCCAUAAUAUGGCUA